GCUAUCGUCCAGGAGUCAUUGUCGGUGUCGACGUUCUGUUCCUUCCCGAUGUUGACCCUAGGCAGCUGAAGCCCGUUCUCAACAUAGUCGACUGGGGCUCGGGAUAUCAGGCGCUGGAACCCAUGCGGGAGAAGACGGCCAACGAGGCCUUCCGGAAGUUCUGGAAAGCAUGGGGCCGUCACUUUGGGUCGCCCGAGGUGAUGGUGACCGAUGCCGGCACCGAGUUCGGCAAGGAGUUCUGCGAGAUGGCGGCGGGACGAGGCAUCGUUACCAGACAGAUAGGCAGCAGGGCACCGUGGCAGCAGGGCAUCACUGAAAGACAAGGGGGUUUGGCGAAGUUGCUGUUUGAGCGGGUUCGAGACGAGGUGUGUCCCACCAACAAAGAGGAGUGGGCCACAGCGCUCAGGGAGACGGAAGCAGCAAAGAACAGGCUGUAUCACCGGAGCGGGUUCACUCCGGCUCAACGACACUUAGGUCAAAACCCCCGCCUUCCAGGUUGCCUGAUGAGUGACGACUUUCUCGAUGCCGAGCUCGUCGAGGAAGGUGCCCAGGGAGAGAUGAGGCGCGUGCUAGAGAUGAGACGGGUGGCGGCCGAAGCCUUCAUCAAGAUCAAAUCUCAGGCAGCGGCCCAGAGGGAGAUGGCCGAAGGAAAGCAAAGUGGGAAGCCCCAAUGGGUAGGCCCAGGACAGGUGCUUGCCGAAGAAGGACCGAAUCUCUGGGUUUCUAUGAGAGGGGAACUUUGGAAAGCGGCCAAAGAGCAGGUUCGGAAAGCCACUUCACUUGAACAUGAGGCUCAAGAUCUUCUACAAGGGGAGCUAUCAGAGCUAAAGGAGGAGCUUGCUAGGAACGAGGCCCGCAACUCAUUCAAGGACAUUACCAGUGAGCCAUUUCCCGAAGGAGAAGCAGAACCAGAGCAAGCACAGCCUAGGGGACAGAAGCGUAGAGUUACCUUUGAAGACGAGGAGCCUAGGCCUAGCGCACCGGGGGACCGUGCUGAACCAAGACGUGAAGCUGGAGAGCCGGAGACGGAAGCCGCAGCACCGGACACCUCCGGAACGAGUUCUUCCGGAUCGUCUUCUACGAGCAGUUCUUCCUCGAGUUCGUCGACGAGCGGGCCACCAAGUGCCACGGCUACCCCGAGGGCGGCCACUGGAGAGCGCCGAGAUUCUCGGCAAAGUGGCAACACCGAGCCGGAGCAGGAGGCCAGCGCGGACACCGAGCGGGAGGCAGGCGAGGGCUCCACUGAGUACAGGCCAGUCACAGCCGAAACCCGAGCAACGCGCCCGAGUCCGUACGACCCUAGGUCGAGAGAAGCUGGCUUCGUGGUUGUCACCGAGGAGGAGGACUUCAACGACGCAAGGUCCCAGGACUACUGGGAGUGGGACCCCGACACACGGGUCCUGAUCCGCUGGCACCAGUUCUCGAGGUGCGGGACGUUUAAGCCAAGCUCUGGGAAAGGGUGCCCGGUGCCGACCUCCUUGCUGGGCGAGGCGAGCACUUCGUUCGUGGAGUUUGAAGACGGCACCCAGACCGUGGAGAACAGCAGGUGGCGUUCGCGCACAGCCCGGGCAAAGCCGCUAAGGUCCUGGCGGGGAAGAACCGAGUUCCGCGUCAACUCCUUGGCGAACCCGGAGGUGCUCCAGGCCUUCAUCGCGAAGAAGCGUGGCAGCGACGAGGUGAAGACGAUUCCGCCCGAGGACGCAGAGCGAUGGCGCGAUGCUGAUGCCGCUGAGUGGGAGAAGGUAAGAGCUACCGGCGCCAUCCGGGAGCUGUCGCUCGAGGAGUCUGCGAAGGUUCUCCAGGAGCUCAAGGCGGCAGGCAAGCUGAACCGAGUGCUUCCCACCCGGAUGGUUCGAAGAAACAAGCCGGGCGAAUUGCCCGGGGAGCCCAGUACUCUGAAGUCUAGGCUCUGUAUCCGGGGAGACUGCGACCCGGAUGUCUUCAGCCUAGAACGGCAUGCUCCAACGGCAAGCUCGCUCACACUGGCCAUCGCCAUGCAGGUUUGUGCUAACCGAAAAUGGCGAGCUUCGGUCGGUGACCUACGAAAUGCCUUCUGUCAGUCAGAGGCGUUACACCGCAGAGAAGGGCGGCUGUAUGCCAAGCAGCCCGAGGGCGGACUUCGUGGUCUGGGGGAAGGGCAGCUGCUGGAAAUAGUGGCGGGAGCCUAUGGGCUCAACGAUGCCCCGGCCCAUUGGAGGAGGAGCCUAAAGAAAGCCCUGCAGCAGCUGAACUACGAGCAGUCGGUCAUGGACCCGACGCUGUUCGUGCUAAGGAAGCUUCGGCGGGUCGUCGGCAUGGUCAUCGUAGAGGUCGACGACUUGUGGACGGCCGGGAACGAGGAGCACUACCGGCAGAUCGACGCCCUGCGGCAGAGGUUCACCUUUGGAAAGUUUAAGUACCUGCAGGACGAGCCGGAGGGCGUGGGAUUCAACGGGCGUCGCAUGAGACAAGAUUCCUCAUACAACUUUUCCUACGACCUUCAGAAAUUCAUCAAUGAACGGCUGGAGCCCAUCGACAUCGAAGGGCAACUGGCGGAGACGCCUGCUACUCCGGGCGAAGUGUCUCAAGCCAGGGCGGUGCUCGGUUCGUUGAACUGGCUGGGUCGCGAAGGAAGACCGGACCUAGCCGGCGAGGUGAGCAUCCUCUCCAGCAGGAUCCCAGAGCUCCAAAUCAAGGAUUUGAGGGAGAUCAAUCGGACGGUCGCGAAGGCGAAGUCGACGGCGGACCUGUCGGUGAAGAUCGCCGGCAUUGACGAGGGUCGCCUUGGCUUUGGAGUAGUGAGUGACGCUAGCUACGCUAAUGUCCGAGGCGGCGGCUCCCAGGGAGGCCACUGCGUGAUUGCCUUUGAUAUUGGGAUUCAUAAGGGUGAGACGGUUCCUUGUAACAUCUUGUAUUGGAAGUCAGGCCGCAUUCACAGAGUGGUUAACUCCACCCUUGCCGCUGAGAGCAUGAGCCUCUCUCGAGCGCUAGGAGACCUGAUGUGGUGCGUUACACUCUUUAAUGAGUUGACGCACGAAGGCUUCGACCUCAGAGAGUGGGAGACUGCUUUGAAGCAUCGUCGGCUGUGUGUGAUUCCUGGGAAGCAGGGAGAUGCUCAGAACCUGGCGGUUGUUGACGCCAAAUCCCUGUAUGAUCAUUUGUCUAAGGAGACUUGUGGACACACUGCCGACCGCCGAACGGCGAUCGAGAUGCAGAUUAUUAGGCAGACUUUGAGUGAGCUCGGUACCUCCAUCAGAUGGAUCGAUCAUAACCGUAUGUUGGUGGAUGUUCUUACCAAGAUAGGCGGAAACGCAGAGCCACUCCACCGAGUUUUGAACACUGGACAGUGGAGCAUUGUGGCGGAGGCCCAAGAGAUCGAGCUUCGAAAGAAGCAGCGUACAGAGGGCAUAGCUAUCCGUCGCAACAAGUCUAGACUUGCGCUCCGCCUUUCCUUGACCAGUGCCAUAGCAGCUGCGAGUUGUGCCGAGAUCUCCCGAGAGCUGCCACUGUCAGUCGACAAAGAGGUGAACUCUAUGGAAGGGCCCCUCUUCGAUGCCUUCCUCAUGGCGCUGCUGAGGGACUUUCACUUGAACAAAGACCAGGUGAUGGCCAUCUACAUGAACCAAGGUGACAAGGCCAAAGAGACGCUGAUCCGCAUGCUGCCCGCCAUCCUCCAUCCUCGGGCUCUGCUGCAUGCUGCCCAGAACACCGACUCGAUCAAGGACAUCCUGGAUUUCGAAAGAUCUGCGAGGGCCCCGCUGUCUCUGAAUCUGGAAAACCCCACAGGGCAUUAUGCCCUGCGACUUGAACACCUUCCCACUCGAAGUGUCGUCCAGAAGCUCCUGCUGCUGAACCGCUGGCAGCUACACCUCUGGCGGAAAGCCAACCUCGUCGAUGUCAGCAUCGAUGGCAAGGGGAAGUGCCUUCGGAAUGCUUUGCUGGACGGAAAAUCUCUCAGCUUCUCCGAUGCUGACUGGCGUAUCCCUCCGCAAGGGCUGCUGACCUUUGACUUUGUGGCCUUGUACAGGCCGCCUGCGGCGGCCAAGCCAAUCCCCAUCGAGACAUGGGGGAAUGUGCUUGCAGCACUGCAGGCUGAGUUGGCUCCGAAGAAGAAGGAAGAUAUGAAAGUCGAGGAGGAUCCUCAGAGCAGCCUGAAGAUAAGCCAGGCGAUCUGGGCGCUUCGGGGCAUCAGCUCAAGAGUUUGGAUCCUCUCGCGGCAGCUGCGAAACCUCCUGUGCGUUUUCCUGCACCGAGAUGACCGGGCCACAGUGCUUUGCAUGAUGUUCCUGCGAUGCGUGGACUGGCCCAUCAAUGGCAAGUGUUGUCAACCGAAGUUCACGAAGCAGCACUGGAAGAGCCUCAGUGAAAAGCUGGGCUACAUGAACCUCUUCCCUUACGGGCAGCCAGAGAUGUCCUUUCACACCAUCGACCUUGCCCAGUGGGAACAGCGACGAUGCCUGCACACACUCGUCCGCCUGUCAAAUGCGGAAGAUGCAGUGAACAUCAAGAAUCCCGUGAUGGACAAAGAUGCGAACCCAAAUGCCCCUGCCUUCCAACCUUUCGUUGCAGGCAUUCCAAACUCCUGGGCCGAGUGGGACAAUGUGCCGGCCCAGGGAAUCAUGCAGUGCACCUACAACUGUGCGGUGGACCGCCAAAAUCUCAAGGUCCGCAGGCGGCUUGCAGCGACGAUAGGGGGCUGGGCACACCUGCCGGACACGGCCUUCGACUUCUGGUCGUGCUUGGAGGAUGUACCACCGGAAGUCCUCAAGGUGGUGGUGUUCAUGAUCCGCAACUGGAAAAGCACUGAUGCAGCCUUUACUGCCCUGAACACGCAGCCAGACAACAUGCUGAACCACAAGGAGUUUGUGGAUGGCCUAGCGAAAGCCGGCUGCUGCCGCACGCGAAGGCCCAAGACGCGGACGGUGACGAUGUCAAUAACCCUGGGCUCAAGAGGACCCCCUGGAAGUCCCUCCGGCGGGGAGCCAGAGAGCGAGGACACUGGGCAGUUGGAGGCCUUGUCCAGCGUGUUCCGAUACUUGGAUACCUCACAUGAUGGCGACAUCUCACGGCGGGAGUUCGAGACGCUGGAGCGUGUUUGGCGCGAGCUUCAACAAUCCAUGUAUGAGCUCAAGAAUGACUUGGAGAUCUUCUAUGGAUCGCUGACGAAGGCCUUCGAAGCCAUCGAUCAGGACGAGAGCGGCGCGAUCUCCUUCGAAGAGUUCCGAAAGUGUGUUGAGGCAACGCAGUUCGACGGGCCCGUCACGGAGAUCUUCAUGUUUGUUGACAUGAACGGGGACCAGGAGAUUGACGGCGAGGAGUUCUUCAUCCUUGAAGAAUACAGUCACGCACCCCCCUUGCCAGACUUUACGGAUGCCAAGACUGCAAAGAUGGCCAGCCACGCAGCCGCACUCGGCCUCUGCAUCUCUCCUGCCUGGGCUAUGGCCGGAGCCGUUGUGCUGUGGUGUUUUGCCUGUGAGGACUCCUCCAAAAAUAGGCAUGUUCGACAAAACUUCGGACUGUUCGGACACGUCUUAGUGGAGCAGCCAGAUUGGUGCGACGGGCGAUGCCUCCGCUUCUCUCAUUUUAAAACCCAGAAAGUGUACAGCGUUUGCGCCUCAUGGGCUGUGAGCAUGCGCAGCGUCGUAGACGUUCUGCUUCCGACAGAGAUGCGGAAAAAUCUGCGAACCGAGAUCAGUUUGGGGAGCUCUGAGCGAAUCGACGAGGCGCCGAUCGUGCACUUCACGGAGGGAUCAGAGGGCGCAGCAAAGGAAGUACCUUUGGAGCACCUCGUGGAUCUGUGCUUCGACGAGCUGCUGGGAGAUCUCCAAGGACGUCUUGCUGACUCCCGUGGCUCGGCGACUAGCCCACGCUUGGUCCGCACAGCGAAUGCCAGCUGCAGGAGGUGUGGAGUGCCCAAGGGCUCUGGUGCUUAUGCAGGCUCAGGCGCUCAAGCUCCAGCAGCACCGAUUCAGGAUGGCACCAGGGCAGGAGACUGGACGUGCCCGCUUUGCAAAGGUCUUGUGUUCGGCAGUCGAAGCCAAUGCCGCAAGUGUGGAUGCCACAGGCCGGCAAGCUCUGCCGCCGCUACUCCGACUCCCGCCGAGGUGCCUGCUGGCGGUAAGAGUGGCGACUGGACCUGUCCCACCUGUGGAGACCUCGUGUUCUCCAGCCGAGGCCAUUGUCGGAAAUGUGGCGCCAGCAAGCCCGGAACCAGCACUUCUCCGGGGGAUGGCAAAGACUGGACCUGUCCCCGAUGUGGCGAUCUUGUGUUUGGCAGCAGAAGCUCGUGCCGCAAGUGUGGGGCCGAGCGCCUCGUGACAGCCAAGCCGACUGUGCAAAUGCACACUGGCGAUUGGCGAUGCCCGAAGUGCAACGACCACCAGUUUGCGAGGAAUGAACGCUGCCGCAGCUGCGGAGAGGCUAGGCCAAGCGCAUCUUGGCUGGGCACCGCUGUGGGCUUGGCACCGCCGUGCUACUGGACCUCCAAAGAGGGCGAUGGGCCACCUUGGCGGAUUGUGCCGGCUGAUGCUGCAGAGAUCGCAGCCCUGAGACUAGCGAUGGAUCCAGGUGGGAGCCUGGGCGGGCGGGAUCAGCGCGCCGCAGGCAAGCACCAAGGAUUCCAACUCCACGGAGCAUGGCGCCUCCAGCAUCCAGGACUUUGGGGCAAAUAUGCCAUGGAGCGGGAAAAUCUGCGUCAGAUUGACAUGAAGUCGAUUUCGUCGGCCGUGCCAUCAGUGCAGCUGCGCCGACAGUAUGUGGAGAUGGCCGAGAAGCUUCCAGCCGCGCUGUUCACCGAUGUCAACGAGGUCUUCCUCUCCCAUGGCACGGUGCCAGACAGCGUGCUCCCUAUCUUGAGUGGUGGCCUGAAUGAGCGCUUCAGCGGUGGCCUCUUCGGCAACGGAACCUAUCUGGCCGAGGAUAUUGGCAAGAAUGAUCAGUACUGCAGGGCUCAUUUUCCUGGGCAGCACCCGGAGUUGGAGCAGCUGCUUUACGGCGAUUCUGGAAUCAGCCAUCCAGGUGAUGUCUUCUACAUGUUCGUGUGUCGAACUCUGCUGGGUUACAGCAUCCGUACGAGAGACGGCGGGUCGGAUGUGGACAACAAAGGUCGCAGCAUCUGGUCGUCUGAGAAACGCGAGCUGGCAGCUAUACCGAGUUCAAGCCCGCCGGUCCUUCACCACAGUCUGGUUGCAGAGACCGGUGGAGUCAUAGCUCGGUACCGCGAGUUCAUGGUCUUCCAUGGCUCCAGGAUAUAUCCUGAGUAUCUGGUGGCCUACUUGCGAUGCGGGCGGAGGGUUUUUCUGAUUUUGAUUGGGCGGGUGGUGGGGUCUUUCAAGGCCAACCGUGCCGAGCUGCCAAAGCAGCGCCACAAAGGGCAAGAACGCUUUGUGCUGUGUGUCCGGCGAGUCGAGUUGUACAGUGCGACCUCGACGGCGGGCCAAAAUGCUUUCGGAUGCCCAGAAGAGCUGCGUGUGCGGAACCCCUUUGACUUUGCCAGCUCCUUGCUGAGCCACAUGAGUCUCGACACCUUUGUGACCUCGGAGGAGGAGCAGAUCUUCUCUUGGGCCCCGGGCCGCUUGCCAAAGCACUUCAGCCGCGGCAAGCAGCAGUACCUGGACGUGGCGCUCAGCGGCCUCAGGUACAGUGGCUAUGUCGAUGCGGUCGUGCAGCGAUGGGUUCUGGUAGUCGACGAGUACCUUCAGUGCCCCCGGGACUUCGUCCUGGUGCGUUACGAGGACUUCUCAUCCGACCCUGUCCAAGAGACGCGAAAUCUCCUACAUGCGCUGGGGUUCGCUCACCUCUGGGGGCAGGGAGCGGAGGAGCGGGUCCAUCAAGUGGCAGAGGUGCAAUACCAGACAAAGGGCCAGCACGGCAGAAACCCCGAAGAGGUGUUUGGCCCUCGGAUGCUCGCCCGCCUGGUCGUUGCAGUCCAGACCCGGGCAGAGCUUUUGGGAUACGGGUCGCUGCUGCCAGCCGUCAAGGCCGUGCCCGAAGAUUGGCCGGCGAUUGAUGUGCCACCCACACCUGUGGUCUUCGAACUGCAUGCCGAAGAGCUCUGGGGCCCCGGGAAGCAGAUACCAGCGUUCGAGGUGGUGAAGGCGCCUGCGCCACCCCCUGCACCGGAACCUGAGGAGACAAAGCGGCCAGCUCCGCUGCCCCCCGACAUCACUUCGCUUAGGUUUCGUGCUGGUGACUGGAAGCCGGGACAGCCAGGUGGAGGCGGAGGAGGCAAGCAGCCACCGCUGACAACAACUGGUGUUGCUCCCUGGGCGUUCAAGGGAGGUGCUGGCUCCAAGCAGCCUCCGGUAACCGUCACAGGGGUGGCCCCGUGGGCGUUCAAGAAGGACGCAGCGCCGCCCCCGCCACCACCAAAGCUGAACAGUUUGGAGGAGACUCCCGAGGAAGAUGAAGAGCAGAAGCCGGUAUCUGGAUUGGAUCGAGUGCACAAGUACAUGAAGCUCCUGCUGCCUGCAGCAGCCGCCGAAGGUCCCACCAGUUGGGAGGCAGCAUUAAUGGAGGAAGCUCCGACGCUCCUGCCUACGCUGAAAUUCCACAACCUGGUGUACGGUGCAGAAGACAUAGGUCAGGGAGCUUUCAGCGUGGUGCGAUACGCACGCGCCAUUCAGCAGGAGAAGACUCAGUCCCAGUGGCCCGAGUAUGCCGUCAAGGUCAUAAACACAAAGACCAUGGAGGAGCUCGGGUACGAGGCAUCUGUAAAUCGCGAGAUUUGCGUGCUGAAGAUGCUGAGUCACCCCGGAAUCGCGCGGAUGGUUGCUGCCUUCCGUUACCGCGAUGGUGCUUACUUAGUGUUGGAGUAUGCCCACAAGGGUGAUCUGCACAACAUUCUGGUUGGUGCUGGGAAGCUUGAAGAGGAUGUGGUCCGCUUCCUUGUGGGAGAGGUGGUGGCUGCGCUGUGUGCGAUACAUGAUAUAGGUCACUUCCUCGAAUCAUGCGAAGCUUACCGACUUCGGCGGGUGUCGUCCUAUCACGGACGAGUGUACCUUGAUAGCACGCUGCUGGACUCUGAUGUGUUCCUUGCGCACGCUGGUGAAUUUCGGCGCGACCUGGAAGCAGCCAGAGCGCCAACAGUGUUUGCGCAGGCUUUGGCACUCGCAGCGGGGCAUGGCCAGCUGACUGUGCCGACGGUUCGAGGGGACUCGCUGGGACGCCGGGAAAGCCAUGAACAACGGGCCCCUGUCUACACACUUGAUGGCAAUCGGGGCGGUUACUCUGCCACGAGCAUGCGAUGUCACGAUUUCAACCCAGACUCAGACGGACCGAAGACCACUCUGCAAGCUGGGUCCUCCUUUGAUGUGACCUGGACCAUGGAGGCCGGACACCCUGGCGACUGUUACUUCUACGUCAGCUACGAUCCCGAUCCCAGCAAUGUGGUUAACUUCUUCAAAAUUGCUGCAAUCCCGGGCUGUGGUGCACCGGAUGGACUAAACAUCCCUUCGUCUGUCAGCACUUCAGUUCUCCUUCCGGCAGAACUGCCGGCCUGUGAGCACUGCGUGCUGCGUUGGGAGUGGACCGGGCAUCAGCAGGUUGUCAACAUCGAAUUUUAUGUCCAGUGUGCGGACAUCAAGAUCGCCAGCAGCGCUCAGCCCGUGCUGCCUUCACCGAUGACGCCGAUCUCGGGCAUUGAGCAUCUGCCGCAGGGUGCUGAAGGAUACCGCAAGGUAUACAACGGUCAGGGCCCAGAGGAGCAGUACCUCGUGGGACCCGCCAUAGCGACCUACAGCUCCUGCGACGCGAACACGCCAGGUUGCCUGGGCUUGGGAAUAGCGCCGAUUCCGACUGACUCGACGUCGCCAUCUGCCGCGACCUCCACGACAGCGGAGACUUCAAUCGUCACCUCGCCGUCUGAAGCAGGAUGCACAUGUACCCCGAGCACUGAAUGGACCGGUGACUUCAGCCAGUAUGCUUCAGAUCAGGACUUCUGCAGCCAGAACUUCGGCGGGUCCAACCCUUGGAUAUCUGCCGGUGGUGGGCCGGGCACCUCUGGUGGAUUCAGUGGUGCCGGCCCUUGCACUUCUGGACAAUACAACUUCCAGGAGGAUGGCAGCUGGCACAUCUCGGCUGGGAAGGAGGACGCUCUGGGCGUGAUGCCCUAUCGAGCUUUCGCAUAUGCCCAGUUCUGCAACGGCAAAGCAUAUUCCGAGUGCUGGACCACUGGCGCGGCUGCCUUUAGCUUCUCCUUGAUGGUUCGUGGUGUGAGCCAGACUGGAGCCUAUGUCAAAGUGCUGUUUUGGACCGACUCGGGCAACAUCCUGGGGCUGGUGCCUCCAAGUCAUCCGAAAGGUGAAGGCAAGCUCCGACUCGUUGCCUUCAUGACCGAUGAUUAUCCGAAUUCCUGGGACUUCGAGCUGGAGAUCUCUGAGUCUACGUGGUACCAUAUCCAGGUUGCUUUCCAAGCGUCGACAGGCGCUGCAGAGAUCUCCGUGAAUGGUGUGGUUUUGGGUUCAGGAACCUUGCCGGUAAACAUGCUGGCAGCGACCACCGGACCGCAAAUCGGAAUUUAUUCCUUUGACUACGGGACGAGCUGGCCUGACGAGGGUGUCGUGUUGUCUUUGGCAGAUGUCUGCAUUGGAGAAGUUGCUGGAACCUGUCGUUCAGGUGUCAUCGCCUCUCCAACUGAAACAUCACCUUCAGUAGCUUCAACGGCAUUGUCAACGACAGCUGCAGGCGCAACAUCAGGCAACUCGGGGAAUGAAGCAGAAGUGGCUGCAGGAACGACCACCAGCCCUGCACAGUCGCCAGGCGCUCAGCCUGGAGCUGACAGCUCUGGGGCUGACAGCUGCCCGUUGGAAGGAUUCGGGCUUCCGUCCUUCGUGUCCCAGUGCUACUGUGGCUUUGUUGGCCCCGACGGAGCAGGUUGCGGGCCCGAUGAUGGCACGGCCUGCUGGUGCAAGUGCUGCUGCCAUCAUGUGGCAGGUGGUAGCUGUCGCUACCGCAUGACAGAGAUGGAGGCGAUGGAUGAGCUUUCCUCGCACGCUGUCGAAGCUUCCAUCGGUGCGAUGAGCAUGGGCAUCAUCGGGACAAUGCUCACAGCGGCGGUGCGCUGCCGACAGGCUCUGUUGAAGCGGCUUCGCGAUGGCGACUGGCAAGCACAGGAUGUCCCAGAAGCGACGCCAGCAGAGUGUGAAGAAGAGGAGCUCGUUGCAGAAGACGACCGUGUUGAGGGCACGAUGCUCUACCUGCCCCCUGAGGCAGGCAACUCGUCUUAG
Molecule: messenger RNA, 11204 nt
Organism: Symbiodinium sp. CCMP2456
Lineage: Eukaryota; Dinophyceae; Suessiales; Symbiodiniaceae
Source: the annotation of a GenBank genome assembly